Molecule: messenger RNA, 3443 nt
Organism: Cydia amplana
Lineage: Eukaryota; Metazoa; Arthropoda; Insecta; Lepidoptera; Tortricidae
Gene: Oga
Product: protein O-GlcNAcase
Exons: 23
Coding region: 226-3318 (1030 amino acids)
Biological process (GO): glycoprotein metabolic process
Molecular function (GO): beta-N-acetylglucosaminidase activity
Source: RefSeq, a predicted model, not a curated record
UUUCUAUUAUUUCCAUUUACGGGACAAAGUAGUUCAAUGAUUUACGCCUGAUACGGGUCAACCGGGGCUCCAAGAUCUAGAGAACCAUUAUACGGUUACUGCUAAUGCUAUCUGUUUCUUCGGAGUCAUAAUAAGGCGUAGCUUUCCACCACCGACGCUCGUGUCUAAACUUUCCACCAUAACGAUCAUUAUUUUGAGAGUUCAAUCGCCGAUUUUACUGUAAAAAUGACUGAAAACUCGCCAGACGAAGCAAAUGCUAGCCGGAAAGACUUCAUAUGUGGAGUUGUUGAAGGCUUUUACGGUCGCCCGUGGACCACGGAGCAGCGGAAAGAUCUUUUUCAAAAACAAAAAAAAUGGGGCCUAGACAUGUAUGUGUACGCUCCAAAAGACGACUACAAGCACCGUGCCUAUUGGAGAGAGUUGUACACAGUGGAGGAGGCGGAGCACCUCACGUCCCUGAUCUCUGCGGCCAGGGCUCAGGGCAUUACGUUCUGUUAUGCUCUGUCUCCGGGCCUGGAUAUCACAUAUAGCAGCCAGAAGGAAAUUACCACCUUGAAGAGGAAACUUGAACAGGUGUCCCAGUUCGGCUGCACUUGCUUUGCUCUCUUGUUUGAUGACAUCGAGCCGGAGAUGAGUGAGGCAGACAAGCAGAUCUUCCAGAGCUUUGCUCAUGCACAGGUGUCAGUAACAAACGAGAUCCACCAACACCUCGGCUGCCCUCGCUUCCUCCUCUGCCCAACACAGUACUGCUCGACCCGGGCCGUGCCAACCGUCAACAGCUCCGAGUACCUCAACACGCUGGGGACCAAGCUGUCUCAACAGAUCGACAUCAUGUGGACAGGACCCAAAGUGAUCUCCAAGACGUUGACCACGGAAUGUAUAGAAGAGAUUACCGCCGUGCUGCGGCGACCGCCGGUCAUCUGGGACAAUCUCCACGCGAAUGACUAUGACCAGAAGAGAAUUUUCUUAGGUCCGUACUGCGGUCGUUCGCCAGAGCUGAUCCCGCUGUUACGAGGAGUCCUCACCAACCCCAACUGCGAAUAUAACGCGAACAUGAUCGCCAUACGCACGCUCGCGCACUGGGCGAGCUGCAGUCUUGAUGCGCCAACACACAUGGAAGCGGUGUCAUGGGACAUAAAAUUAGAGUCCGAGAGCGAACAAGGCGUGUGUGAGGACGAGGCACCCGUGACCCUGGGCAAGCAUGUCUACCACCCGCGACAGGCGCUCAGGCAAGCAAUAAUCGAGUGGCUUCCAGAAUUCUCCAUACCCAAGACGGCGCAGGGGCCCGUGAUCAAGCCGCAGCCUCCCGUCACAGUCCCGCCGGUGCCGAUCAUCCCGAUCCUGCCGAUGGUGAACACAUGCAUGUCGCUGCUAACUGCCACCACCAACACUACCACCACUGCCUCAAACAGCGCCAUCUCUGCCAUCCCGACGGUGUCCACCUCGCAGCUGCAGGCGCUCGCAGACUGCCCGACUGCCCGCCUCAAGCACCAAACAGUAUCGCCAGUAGAAAACUUCAGCGCAGUGACAAACCCCGUCAUGAACUCCCUAGUCUCCCCCACAAAGGUUAUCCUCAACGAAUCCAUUCAGAACCCCAUCAUACCCAUCGCUAGCUCCAACAUCUCCCUACCCAGCGAAAUACCCGUAUCCACCCUCCCCGUUCCACUCCUCGGUAUAAAAUCACUGGAGGAAGCCGACAAAAGUGAAGACCAAAGUAUGGUGGACAGUGACAGACCGGAUAAGAAUGACAGUGUUGUGAAUGACAGUGUUCUAGAAAGUGCCAGUUUUAUAGAAGAGAUGAAAAAGGAUAAAGAAGAGGAUCAGGAUACGAUUAUUGUGGACGAUGAGAAGGAACAACAGCAGAAUGGAGACAUGAGUUUAGGAGACACACCACAGACGUUAAGUCCGAACAGGCCGUCGCUGCCCGAAGGGGAACCCCUCGACGUGGACCCGCCGUCGGUCGCCAACACCGACACGGACGUGGUUAUGAACGACCAACUUAGCGAAAACGGUUCUAUGCAAGUGGAGCCUAGCAACAGCCCGCUGAGCACGGACAUGAUGGUAGAGCCCGCGGAGCCGGUCGAGACUGCAGACGAACCAGUCGAAGAAUCGUCGAUAGACGCGAACGCGCUGACGGAGGACGACUUAGUGCUGCUCUGCGAUCUGUUCUAUCUACCGUUCGAGCACGGCUCGCGCGGGUUACGGCUGUUACACGAUUUCCACUGGUUAACGGGACACGCGGCCGGAAUGUUGCCGAGGGGGAACAAACCUGAGACAAGCGAGUGGCGCCGGCGACGCAGCCGCUUCGCGUGGUGGACGGCCCGCGCGCGGCGCCUGCUGCGGCGGCUCGAGGCCUGCGCCAACCGGGAGCUCCACGCCGAGCUGCAGCCCUACGUGUGGGAGCUGUGCGCCGUGCUCGCGCUGCUGGACGGACUGGUGCGGUGGCUAGAACUUGGCAAAUUCCCGCAGAAUAUUGCAUCGAAUACACAAGGCAGCUAUACAUGGUUCUCAAAAGGUUGGCGGGAAGCGUUUGAGAGUGGAGCUCAGGAACCUUGGGUGUUCCGCGGCGGACUUACGGCCGAUUUACGGCGGCUUCUCCCAGUGGAAUGCAGCGGCGACCAGCUGCGCCCGCAGGCCGUGCCGCGCGAGCCGCCGCUAAUAGUACGGCCUUAUACCGCUACUGAUGAAAACGCCGUGUGCGAGAUAUGCCAUAAAACAUGCAGGGACGGUUCGGAUUGUAGUGACCUGUUCCCGAGCGAUCUGCAAACGUUACCAGCCGAUAGGCUAGUGCAACCAUUCCUAACAUUAGCGCCUUCUCUGUGCAUGGUGAUAGAGGAAGACGAAAUGUUCAUGAGGGAAGGAGAAGACAACGUUAACGGGGUAAAACCAGGAAUAGUUGGCUACGCGUGCGCGGCGCUGAACAGCAAAGAGUUCUACAAGAAACAAGAGGUGGCCUGGAUACCGGAGAUGUGCAAGAAAUACCCCGAGCAGCUAACUGAGAGGCAAGACCUGAGCCAGGCGGCUAAGGAGUGCAUCCGCCACUUCCACCAGUUCAGCGGGCCGGAGCGCGCGCCGGCGGGCGUGCUGCGCGCGCACCCCGCGCUGCUGACGUGCUGCGUGCGCGCCGCCUGCCCCGACCCGCACGCGCCCGCCCGCCUGCUCGCCUGCCUGCUGGCCGCGCUCCGGGCUCACGGUGUGAACGGCGUGCACGCGUGCAUUAACGCGACCGACCACUACCUCCUUCAGUUCUACAGCAAGCUCGGGUUCGCGGAGGCGGCCCGCUCGGGCUCCCGCGUGUUCCUCGUGCGCUCCUUCUAGCGCCGAGUGACCCGCGUCAGGCACAGUAUCAUCCACCGGUUUGUGAAAAUCUCAACUGUCGGUAUGUCUCCUAAAUAGUGUAUCGUGUCUACCUAUAGUAUUUGUUGUAUGUAUGUAACUUUCCA